Molecule: messenger RNA, 3896 nt
Organism: Labeo rohita (rohu)
Lineage: Eukaryota; Metazoa; Chordata; Actinopteri; Cypriniformes; Cyprinidae
Product: collagen alpha-1(XIII) chain-like
Exons: 41
Coding region: 295-2262 (655 amino acids)
Cellular component (GO): collagen type IX trimer
Source: RefSeq, a predicted model, not a curated record
UGUUUGUUUGUGUUUCAGUGUGAAUGUCAGUUUAGUUAAUGUAAUUCAUUUCAAUGACAAUUUGAAAGCCAUUAAAUAAAUGAAACAUGUCAUUAUAUUAAAAAAGAUUUUCUAGGGUCCAAAGAUAAUUCUGUUGUGAAAGCAUUUGAUGGUGUUUGCAUUUGUGGAAUGCUUCUUUGGAGUGUUUUCCUGCUGUUACCUUUAAGCCUUGCCACAAUGAAAUUUUAAUGCUGGAUCACAGUUCUCAUUAAAACUGAUUCACUGUUCAAUAUCGAAAUCAGUUGUAAAAGCAGAAUGAAUUUUAUUGUGGCUUGGCAGGGUGUUGUGUUCUUCUCAAUCAGUAUUGUUGACUGGUUCUUUCUUUAUUCCCUACCCACAUUUCUCUCGCCCCUUUUUCAGGGUCCACCUGGACGAGCAGGCUUUCCGGGAGACAAAGGAUCAAUGGGCAUUCCUGGAAGAAUGGGCUUAAAGGGAAACCUGGGGGAGAAGGGAGCGCCAGGAGAGCCAGGUCUGUCUAUCAUUGGCCCACGAGGACCUCCUGGACAACCCGGUACUAGAGGAUUUCCAGGCUUUCCGGGCCCCAUCGGCUUGGACGGGAAACCCGGACAGAAUGGGCCUAAAGGUGAUAUGGGUCCUCGUGGUCCUAAAGGAAUACCAGGUGAACCUGGUCCAAAAGGAGAGAAGGGUGUAUGUGGUGACUACACUCACAGGAUGUUGCCCAUCACCGUCCGCAACAUGCCCUCAAUAAGCCCUCUAAUCCUAAAGCGCCUCAAGCAGGGCGAGCCCGGAGCGCAAGGACCACCGGGACCUCCUGGCCCCCCAGGGCCUCCAGGGACUCCUGGCCUAACUGGUGCAAGUGGGCCCCCGGGUAAACCUGGAGAACCUGGAAAACCUGGAAAAGACCCAAGGAUGCUACCGGGGCUGAAGGGUGAACCCGGUGUACCUGGACAAAAGGGUGAUCGUGGUGAAGCCGGUCCAAGUGGACCUGAAGGCCCCCAGGGAAUUAAAGGAGAUGAAGGAAUAAAGGGUGAACCAGGGAUGGAUGGGCAAAGAGGAGAGAAGGGGGAGAAGGGUGAGCUAGGGAUGCCUGGAAUGCCUGGGAAACAAGGAGUGAAGGGAGAGCCUGGAUUUCCAGGCGCCCCUGGACGAAAGGGUCAGGCAGGUGUUUCUGGUAUCCCUGGAAAACGGGGCUACAAGGGAGAAAAAGGCGAGCCUAGUGCUGCAGGAACUGGCGUUAAAGGAGAACCAGGCGUCCCAGGGCUGCCAGGACAAGCAGGACUCAAGGGUGAGAAAGGUGAUCAAGGCAUAAAGGGUGACCCUGGUCAGGAAGGCCCAUCUGGACCAAGGGGUCCGCCAGGUCCAACCGGGGAGCCAGGAAAAUCUUUAAUCAACAACAAUGAGAAUGAUAUUCGCAACGUGCAUUUAAUGGGCCCUCCUGGUCUGCCUGGACCUCCUGGGCCUCCAGGGCUUCCAGGCACCCCUGGGUUGAAGGGUGAUGUUGGACUUCCAGGUCCCCCUGGUCUUGAUGGGGAAAAGGGUCCAAGAGGAAAGCCAGGAGACCAUGGACCCAUCGGCCCUCCUGGACCAGAGGGACCACGGGGAGAAGGAGGAGUCAUAGGCUUGCCUGGGCCAAAAGGAGACAAAGGAGACAUGGGCCCCUCAGGAUCAGCUGGUUUAGAUGGCCCUACUGGAGAAAAGGGGGUUUCAGGGCCCCCUGGCCACAUUGGAUUGCCAGGCCCAAUGGGUCAGAAAGGUGAACCUGGGGAGAAAGGAGAUAAAGCAGAUCUGGUCUAUGGACCUGCUGGACCUCCAGGACCUGCAGGGCCAGUUGGGCCAAUGGGACCUCCAGGUUUGUCAGGACCAAAGGGAGAGCCAGGAAUAGGCCUCAGAGGAGAAAAGGGAUCACCUGGACAGAAAGGAGAGAAAGGAGACAGGGGCCAUCUUGGACUCCCUGGGGCUCAUGGUUUAGACGGCAGACCUGGUCCAGUGGGUCUGAUAGGACCAGCUGGAGUGCCUGGGCCUGCAGGACCAAAAGGAGAAAUGGGGGAGAAGGGUGAUAUGGGAGUAGCUGGACCAAUUGGGCCUCAAGGCAUCCCUGGUUUAGUAGGACCACCGGGAUUAAAAGGAAACCGGGGGGAGAGGGGCAAGAAAGGCAACAGGGGGGCCAAAGGGGAUAAGGGAGACCAAGGAGCCCCGGGAUUAGAUGCCCCGUGUCCGUUGGGUGACGAUGGUUUGCCAGUACCAGGGUGUUGGAAUAAAUGACGUUAAUUCCUGAGUGCCGUGUGUGAUUGUAAAUAGAAUAUUUAUUUUUGUACUUUUUUUUUUUUGCCAUUGAUCUGUUAUAUUGACGGAAAAUACAGCAAACCAUAAAAAUACUGGCAGGACUUUUGUACAGAUGUUUAUUUUUAUUACUGGUAAUGUUGUUUAUGUAAUGGCCUUUAUACUGUACCUAUGCAUUAUGUCAAAAUGUUUCGAUGGAGGAAGAAAUAUACUGUGGCAGCAUAUGCAUGAUAUUUGUGCAUUAUGUUAACUGAUAAGUGCCUAUUAACUUAUUGUAUCAUGGUGUUUUAAUGUGUUGUGUCGGACCACGCUGCACUGAUUAGUGGGGCUGGAGUUACAGAUUGGCCUUGUGUGUAAGAGGAAACCCUUUGCUCUGAGAUUAACAUGUUCACACCACACCUAAUGAGCUUACACUGUAACUGCAUAUGUUUACUGAACACUCAAAGUCCAUAUUACAUGCAGUAGAUUUAUCAAGUCAGUUGUUUCAUAUGAGUUGCAGUGCAUAAAUUAUAAACAUUUGCACUGCGUGGCUUAUUUAGUGAGCAUUUCAGACUGUUUUCUCCAUACUCACCUGCCAUUUUUUUUUUUUUUUUUUUUUGCCAAAUAUAUUACUGCAAAAACUGAAUUAGUGAAUGGAUUUAUGUAAAGAGUGCUUUACCUUGAUGGGCUUCAUGUAAAUAUGCUUAAAACUUGCCCUUUGAGCAGCUAUUUUUUUUCUCUAUCUCUAUUCUUAUCUCUGGCAAUUUAAUAUUAUAGUAGAUACAUGUAAUUUACAUACUUGGGCAAUGAAUUUAGUCUUAAUUUAUCUCGUAUAUAUUGCUGCUCACUGUUAAACACAUAUUUGUGUUUGUUAAUAAGCAUCAGCACAACCAUUCAAAAGUUUGGGGUCAGUAUUUUAUUUAUUUAUUUUUUAACGAUAAUAGUACAUUUAUGCAGCAAGGAUGCAUGAAAUUGAUCAGAAGCGUCACUAAACGACUUUUCAGGCAGCGAAUCAGCAUAUUUCGAAUGAUUUCUGAAUGAUCAUGUGAUUUUUUUUUUAGAAAAAAAUUUAAAAUAUAUGCAGUUAUUUUAAAUUGUAAAAAUAUUUUGCAACAUUACUCUUUUAUUGUAUUUUUGAUUAAAUAAACCCUCUGUAUAAAUAUAAAAGACUUCAAUACCGACUCCAAACUUUUUGAAUGCUAGUGUAUGGCCCAUUUUACCUCAUCAAGAAAAAUGAAGAAUCAAAAACCAACUAAGUUAGUAUUAUAAACAUUCCAUUUACAUCAUAUGUUUAUUCCCAAGAAAUAUCAGGGUCAUAAAGGCCUUUAGCUAAAAUGGGUUUGUUUAAUUUGUUUUAUGUUCAUUCAGUGUUGAAGUGGAUUGUGUAGAAUUGCUGCUGCUUACAUUGACAAGCUAUUCGGGUUCCAUUUUGCCAGUUACUAUCAAGUUAAGCAUGGUUUGUAAUCAUCAGUGUCUAUAAACUCUUUAUCUGUCUGUAAUACCUCAUACUAACAUGUGCCUUAAUGCUUUUAAUGCUCUGCCAAAGUAGUUUUGAGACAUAUCUACAAUGUCAAAGAAGCUAUGCUGUCAACAUGAGGAAUAUAAGAUAAUAAAUGGCUGUAAAAAGCCAAAACGUU